AUGGCCUCCCCAACCCCAGCGCCGUCCUCUCCCACCCUUCAAGAAGAACUCGCCCUCGCAAUCCGCCACGAACACACAGCCCUCAACCAACUCCUCUCGAACCGCCUCCCACUCUGCCUGCCUCCCCACACUUCCGACCCCUUCAUCUACGCACAAGGUCUCUGCGUCGUGCGCCACCUCUACACCGGCUUCGAGUACGCCUGGGAGACCCUCCUCUCACAACCACCCUCCGACGACUCCUCAAUACCUACACCAUCAUACCUCCACACUCUCCGCACCCCAAACCUCUCCCGCCACCUCCGCCAGAGCCGUGACGUCCACGACCUCAGCCAACAACUGGGCCCUCACCGAACGAUCCAACUAGAAAAACUAAUCGGCGCAACAAUCCACUUCCACAAAAGCACAUUUACCCUCAACCUCCAACACCCCCACUUGAUCCUAGCGUACGCGUGGACGCUAUACCUCGCGAUCUUCAACGGCGGGCGCUUCAUCCGCGCUGAGCUCGAGAAAGCGGGGCCGGGGUUCUGGGGUGGGAGUCCGGACAAGCGGGACUGGCCGCUGGAAUUCUUCAACUUCGCUGGCAAGGAGGAUGGCAAUGAUGUUGAGAGGGAGUUUAAGCGGAGGUUUGAUAUUGCAGGGGAGGAGUUGAGCAGGCAGGAGAAGGAUGACGUGGUGGCGGAAGCGAAGAGGAUCUUUGGGGUGUUUGAGGCGGUGGUGAGGGAGUUGGAUCGGAGGGUUGUUGAUGGGGAGGGGUUUGGUGGCGUUGUGUUGGGAGGGAGGAUGGCUUUGAGGAGGGUGCUGCAGAGUCCGAGUGUGGUUGUUGGUGGUGUAUUGGGGUGGGUGUGUAGGGGGUGGUGGAUGGUCGUUGGGCCGUGCUUGGGAAGGAGGAGAAAGAUUUCUGGGGGAAGAGGCGCACUCGGACAUGAAGUGCAGGGCGAGGAGAAGGCGUAG
Cyphellophora attinorum is the source of this 951-nucleotide messenger RNA. RefSeq lists its product as uncharacterized. The coding region runs from base 1 to 951 and encodes 316 amino acids. The transcript has a single exon. The record is from RefSeq and is a predicted model, not a curated record. Gene Ontology annotation, biological process: heme oxidation. NCBI's taxonomy places the organism in Eukaryota, Fungi, Ascomycota, Eurotiomycetes, Chaetothyriales, Cyphellophoraceae. Gene Ontology annotation, molecular function: heme oxygenase (decyclizing) activity.